Saprolegnia parasitica CBS 223.65 is the source of this 941-nucleotide messenger RNA. RefSeq lists its product as hypothetical. The transcript is spliced from 6 exons. Gene Ontology annotation, molecular function: protein binding. NCBI's taxonomy places the organism in Eukaryota, Oomycota, Saprolegniomycetes, Saprolegniales, Saprolegniaceae. The record is from RefSeq and is a predicted model, not a curated record. Bases 7 to 867 code for a protein of 286 amino acids.
CACGAGAUGUCCAAGCCGCAGGGCCUCGCCACGCGCCUCAAGGCCAAAGACGAUGCCAAGAAGCGGAAGGGGACGCUGGUCAAGACGGCGGUCUUUGGGAUUCCAAUGGCGAUCGUGAUCUUGGCGAUCUUCAUGGCCUUCUUCUCCGAUGCCAUUGAGUUCAAUGCCAGCGACAGUCUCCGAACGCCAUCCGGGUGGAUGAAGGACGUGGCGACGACCAAGCGGCGCGGCGACUCGUACUACUCGGCCGAGCAGUACGACGUUGCGAUCGAGUACUACAAGGCGGCGCUGCGCAGCGUGCGCACACACGAUGCGGAAAAGGUCACCACGAAGGACGAGACGAAGCUCAUGCGCGCCUACUUGUCCAACAGCCUUGCGCUGAGCUACGGCCACCUCGGCAACUCGACGCAAGCCGACUCCUGGUACGAGAAAGGGCUCAGCGUCGACGGUGAGCAUUUGGAGCUACUGUACAACUACGCCAACCACUGCGCCGAAGCAAAGCGCUGGCUCCACGCGGAGAAGCACUACCGCAAGGCCAUUGCGCUCAAACCCGACUUUGACUUGGCCAUGAUGGGCCUUGCGUACGUCUUGCAGCAGCACGAAGCAUGGGACGAAGCGCGCACGCUGCUCUUCACUGCUUGGGAGAUCGCCAAGGACAAGGACGCGGCGGCGCAGCUCGGGUGGCUGUACAUGGGCGAGCAAAACGCCGACCGCGCGCUCGAGUGGCUCACGAUCGCCGCCGACUUGGGCCACGUUGGCGCGCGGCGACAGCGCGACGAGCUCCUCCACGUGUGGCAGAAGACGCGCGAGAGCAUGCACAAGGCGAGCGACCAAGGCGACACGAUCGAGCUCGGCAUGAGCCAGUAGUCGUGCAAGAAGGGUCCCCGAAACCUUGCGAUUUUACUUGAUUAAGAAAUGACAUUCGGACCAUUGCAUUCUGA